Messenger RNA from Striga hermonthica, 753 nucleotides. NCBI's taxonomy places the organism in Eukaryota, Viridiplantae, Streptophyta, Magnoliopsida, Lamiales, Orobanchaceae. The record is from the annotation of a GenBank genome assembly.
AUGAAGGAUCUAGGAGAAGCGAGACAAAUACUGGACAUGAAAAUAACGAGGGACAUAAAUGCUGGUAAACUUUGGCUUUCUCAAUCUGAUUAUAUUGAGAAGGUGUUGUGCAGAUUCAAAAUGGAUAUUGCAAAGCCGGUUGGAGUGCCACUGGGAAGCCAGUUCAAGUUGUCCAACAAGGAUUCGCUCAAGGAUGACUCUGAAAAGGAAAGGAUGAGAAUUACGCCUUAUGCUUCCGCUAUAGGGAGCCUGAUGUACGCUAUGGUCUGCACCCGACCAGACAUAGCAGAUGCAGUGGGAGUAGUCAACCGGUUCAUGGGAAAUCCUGGAGUGAUGCACUGGGAGGCGGUAAAGUGGAUCCUUAGUGAUCUUGACAAGAGAAGAAGUACUACUGGUUACGUGUUCACUUAUGGUGGGACGGCCGUAUCCUGGAUCUCAAAGCUGCAGAAGAUAGUCACAUUGUCCACAACGGAAGCUGAGUACGUGGCAGUGACAGAGGCAACCAAGGAGCUCGUUUGGCUGCAAAACUUCCUGAAUGAACUUGGGAGACCUCAAGAGGAUGUGACUCUAUACAGCGAUAGCCAGAGUGCAAUCCAUCUGGCAAAGAACCCCGCGUUUCACUCGCGAAUAAAACACAUUGAGGUUAAGUAUCAUUUCAUCCGGCAACUUCUAGAGAAGAAGGUGUUGCAGCUGAAAAAGGUUCCGGGAGAGAGAAAUCCUGCAGACAUGUUGACCAAGACAGUGGCUUACUAG